This is a messenger RNA of Cucumis sativus (cucumber), 857 nucleotides long. RefSeq names its product protein PLASTID TRANSCRIPTIONALLY ACTIVE 7. Gene Ontology annotation, cellular component: plastid-encoded plastid RNA polymerase complex. The transcript is spliced from 4 exons. Gene Ontology annotation, biological process: plastid transcription. Bases 88 to 597 code for a protein of 169 amino acids. Lineage: Eukaryota; Viridiplantae; Streptophyta; Magnoliopsida; Cucurbitales; Cucurbitaceae. The record is from RefSeq and is a predicted model, not a curated record.
UGGGUUAUUUAUCAAAAAAGCGAGAGUUUUGGGAGAGCUCGCGUGACGAAAGUAAUAACAUCAUUCGAAAAUGAAGAUAGGACAGCCAUGGCUACUCCAAUCUCAACACUCUCCUUUGCUUCCCCUUCAUUGCCGCUCAGGAUUGAGGCGAAUCCCCGAAUUUCUCCUGCCUUGAACUUUCGUCCCCCGUUUCAGUUGGUCGCUAGAAAACAGAAAAGUGGUGAAGUUAGUGGUCGGCGAGUGUGGCGACGAAGAAAAUUGACAAAGAAGGAUGACAUGUCAAUCUACAAAAUGGAUCGAAUCCCAUUCCUUGAAGAACAGGUAAGGAGGGUAAAGGAACAGGGGAAGCUCAUAACAAUGGACAUUGAAAGACUAUUAUUAUCAGAGGACAAUCGCUUUGAUUUUGUGAAUGAGGUUGCAGCUGAGGCUAAGGAAUAUGUUGAGAGCAACCGCGAUGAAUAUGGGGGUACCAAGAAAGCCAUCCUUCAUGUUCUUAGCAACCGAGUGAACGAUGCAGGGUUUUAUCGGCCAGAUGCUUAUGCAGAAGAUGACCCAUUUAAACCCGGACCUCAUUAUCUGAAACAAGAAUUUACUUAACCUGAUUACAAAAUCCAUUUUCUUAUACAAACUGUCAAUGCAUUAAUCUGAUUUUUCCAGUUUUCAAAUGUUAGCUAGUGCCUACGUCUCUUCUGAUUAAGAAUUGUGCUUGCCUCAUCCUCACGAGUUUUUUCUCUAACCAAAUAUUACCUCUUUAAACUCCUACUUUUCUAUUCGUUAUGUUUCAUCCAACAUUCCCAAUAGGAGGGAAGAUUGUUAUCGACCAACUAAUGAAACCAUUAGAAAGUUUCUUUUAUGAA